Triticum turgidum subsp. durum (durum wheat) is the source of this 342-nucleotide messenger RNA. The record is from the annotation of a GenBank genome assembly. NCBI's taxonomy places the organism in Eukaryota, Viridiplantae, Streptophyta, Magnoliopsida, Poales, Poaceae.
AUGGCGGUGGGGGGUGUGUGGGUGUUCCGGAAGGACGGGGUGAUGGAGCUGCAGAGCGUGGCCGGAGGGUCGUCAACGGUCCGGAGCGUGGGCGGCCGCAAUAAGGCGCUGGUGUACCUGCCUGCGAACGAGCCGAUGCGGUCGCUGGAGGUGCUGGAGCGGCGGCUGGGGUCGCUCGGUUGGGAGCGCUACUAUGAAAACGGAGACAUCGUGCAGCUCCACCGUCGUGACGGCGGGGUCGACCUCAUCGCCCUCCCGCGCGACUUUGCGCGGUUCCGCUCCACCCACAUGUACGAGAUCAUCGUCAAGAACCGACACCACUUCAAGGUCGUCGACCUCUAG